AAAGUAUUAUUUAAGGUAUCUUGUUUCCCACCAAUUUGCAUAGAUAUAGACCAAUAUUUUCUAUAAAAAUCUAGAACAUGUCUACUCCAGAAAUUAAUUUCCUCAAGGGACAUCCAACUCAUUCACUUCUUCCUGCCAAGGAGAUUGCUAGUGCUUAUGAAAAGGUUCUUCUCCACACUGAUUACAAAUCGUAUGAGACUGAUCCUUUGAACCAACAUCCACUUUCAUAUGGUACCGAUCCUGGUAACCACGAUACACGUGCAGCCAUUGCAGGAUGGAACGAUAAGUCCUUUGGUAGGUCUGGAACUGACCCAAAUUGUAUUAAUUUGACUGGAGGAGCAUCUUAUGGAUUUGCUAACAUUUUAGCAUCUUUUACAGAUGUUGGUCUGGGGAUUACCAAGAGGGCAUUUAUUGUUUCACCUUGUUACUAUCUUAUCAAUGGUGCAUUUAUAGAUGCUGGAUACGAGGGUAAACUCACCGCCAUCAAUGAAACCCCAGGACAAGAGUACGAAAUUGAUUUGGAAACUCUUGAACAAGAUUUGAUCAAAUACAGUGAAGGCUUGGAAUUACCCAAUGGUAAAGAUAUCAAUGUCUCACUGGAUCCUUGUGGUAGAGGUGAAGCCAAGAAGUACCGUUUCAUUAUUUAUAUUGUUCCAACAUUCUCCAACCCUGGAGGACUUACCUAUUCCGUCAAGACACGGCUAAAGCUUCUUGAACUUGCCAGAAAGUACGACGUAUUGGUGGCUAGUGACGAUGUGUACGAGUUACUUGAUUAUAAGAAUAUCGAGUCUACACCUGUGCCCCGAGUGGUUUAUUUGGAUCGUGACUCACUCCCAUCCUACACUAAAUACGGUAAUUCUAUUUCCAACGCUACAUUUUCUAAACUUGUGGCUCCUGGAUUAAGGGUUGGAUGGCAAGAGUCUGCCACCCCAAAUUUGGUCCAACAACUUGCCACAUCAGGUGCAAACAAGUCUGGAGGUACUCCAGGGCAACUUUCCACUUUUGUAAUUAAAGAAUUUAUUACUACAGGUAAAUUAGAUGAGAUUAUUUCUAAAUUUAAAACUGUUUAUAAAUCUCGUUCCAUCAAGUUGAUUGCUUGUAUUAAGAAAUAUUUACCUGAAAGCACCAAAUUAUUUGGAGGUGAUGGUGGAUACUUCUUUUGGGUUGAUAUUAAUGCUGACAUUGAUCAUAGACUGAUUGUUCGCAAGCUUAAACAAGAUUAUAAUAUCACCUUGGCACUGGGAGAUUCAUUUGAAGUUGUUGGAGAUGGUAGAGAAUGGGGAAGAAAUUGUGUUCGUUUAUCUUUAAGUCUUUUAAACGAACAGCAAAUUGAAGAUGGGAUUAGACGUUGGGGUGAUGUUUUAAGAGGGGAACACCCACAAUUGUUUAAAACAAAAGAAUUCCCUACUGUAUGAUGAAGCAUCAUCUACUUAGUCAUAUAUAAGUUAGAGAUUAUUUAUUAGAAGAAUGACCAAAAUGAGCAUUUAAGCAGAGUCUCAUAGGUUUUAAUUGCAAGAUCAACCUAGAAAACAUUGGGAUUCAUUCAAGGCUUGAAUAACCGUAAUUUUUUUGAUUGAGAAUCCAAUUACAAACUACCAUUGUUAUAGGAUUUAAAAAAUUUCUUGUAAGCCAUACACAUUUUGAGAAUAACUAUUGUAUUGUUAACAUUAAUUAAGUUGAUAAAACUUAUGUUUUUAAGUAAUUCAUAGUAAUUUUAUAUAAAAGACCCAUUUCUUAUAAUUUAAUAUAUAU
[Candida] anglica is the source of this 1752-nucleotide messenger RNA. Lineage: Eukaryota; Fungi; Ascomycota; Pichiomycetes; Serinales; Debaryomycetaceae. The record is from the annotation of a GenBank genome assembly.